Molecule: messenger RNA, 1227 nt
Organism: Pyricularia pennisetigena
Lineage: Eukaryota; Fungi; Ascomycota; Sordariomycetes; Magnaporthales; Pyriculariaceae
Exons: 1
Coding region: 1-1227 (408 amino acids)
Biological process (GO): epoxide metabolic process
Molecular function (GO): epoxide hydrolase activity
Source: RefSeq, a predicted model, not a curated record
AUGUCCGUGACGCCGUACAAAAUCAACGUCCCCGAGGACAAGAUCACCCGGCUCAAGCAGAAACUGGCCGCUGCCGACCUGCCCGAUGAGCUCGAGGACGCCGGCUGGAAGCAGGGGUCUCCGCUGGCCGACGUCAAGCGCCUGGCCGAAUAUUGGCGCGACGAGUUCGACUGGCGCCAGGCCGAGGCCGAGCUCAACCAAAUGCCCCAGUUCAUGACGACGAUCCAAAUCGACGGCUUCGACCCCAUAGAUUUGCACUUCGUGCACGUAAAGAGCCGCGCGCCCAACGCGAUCCCCUUGCUGUUCUGCCACGGGUGGCCCGGCUCGUUCGACGAGGUCUCCAAGCUGCUGCCGCUGCUGGUGGAUGGAGCUGGCGACGACAAGCCUGCGUUUGACAUUGUUGCGCCGUCCCUGCCGAGCUAUGGCUUCUCGUCCGGGGUGAAAAAGAUGGGCUUUAGCUCGGCCGAGAUCGCCAGGGUCUUCAACAAGCUCAUGACCGAGGUGCUAGGCUACCAGGAGUACGUGACCCAGGGUGGCGAUAUCGGGUACAGCGUCACCAGGUGCCUGGGAUAUCUCUUCCCCGAGCACUGCAAGGCGAGCCAUUACAACGUGAGCAACCCGAAACCGCCCAGCGAGACGUAUUUCCCGGAGCUGUACAAGGAAUACCAAGCCACGCCACGGACGCAGGCGGAACUCGACGGCUUUGCACGCACCGAGUGGUUCAACAGGGAGGGUUCAGGCUACAUGAAGGAGCACAUGACCAAGCCCCAGACCAUCGGCUACGCUCUGACCGACUCGCCCGUUGCACUGCUGGCCUGGAUAUACGAAAAGCUCCACGACUGGACCGACAGCUACCCGUUCACCGACUACGAGGUGUGCAAGUGGAUCAGCAUCUACUGGUUCAGCAGGGCAGGCCCGGCGGAGUCGCUGCGGAUUUACUACGAACUGAUGCACGACGCCCGACCCGUGAGUUCCACCACGGUCGGCACCGCCACUUAUCUCAAGGGCGUCAAGCUAGGGUUCGGCUUGUUCCCCAAGGAUCUGUUCGUCUUUCCCCUGCUUUGGAACAAGACCCUUGGCGACGUGGUGCUAAACAAGAUGCACUCUUCUGGCGGCCACUUUGCGGCUUUUGAGAGGCCGCAGGACAUUGCUAAUGACUUGCACGAGAUGUUUGGCCGAGGUGGCGGCGCUUAUGGAGUGGUUAAUGGCAGGACAGGAUACGCUUGA